UGGGAUGGACUGUCAGAUCUGUAAUCUCCACGUGGCAACUCACUGACGACACCACCAAGUUGACCUCGGGCGUCGACCUUGAACAUGUUGCUGCGCUCGGUUCUGCAGCCAGCGACCCGGCGACUGUCGUUGCAGAGGACGUUUGUCUCCACCGUCUUACUGUCCCGCACAUGGGAGAACGAAACCGUCGUAGCCCUUCGCAAGGAGGCCAAACUGCGCGGUCUCUCGACGUGCGCCCCACCUCCACAAAAUCCCUCUUCGCCGGGCCGUGACGUUCCCGGGGCAUCACGGAAGGUGUCGUCCCGCGCAACACCAGCGUCAGACCCAGCAUCCCCACCCCCUCCUCAAGCAGUCCCGUCCUCCGAACAACAUAAACCGUCCGUGUCAGCAGAAUUCUUCGCUUUCAAAAUGCCAGAUUCAGCCCGCCCCACCCCUCCAUCAUCCGCACAAGUCCCCUACCUUCCCGAUUUCUGGGAUUCAGCCAAACUCAACUCCACGGUCACGGAAUCUGAACCUGAACCCCCGAAACUUCACGUCGUCGGUGGCGCAGCAACCCACCACGAUGGUGGACCGACUUACCUUCUCGAAAAGCACUCGGAAGCUGACACAGUCCAAUCUGUAACCUGCAGGAGGUUUUCGCCGAUCCUGGGCAUUCCAACCACCAUGCGGUUGCGCCCCGUGGCGGAUACCACUGUAGUUGAGCCGCCCAUCCAGACACGAUCGUUGAACCGUGAAGAGGUGACGGGACUGUAUGCCUUACUCGGUAUCCUUGUUGGGUCGUGGGCUCUCGGGGGGAUUCUAAGCCCUCGACCGACGGUGGAGGAUGAGUCCGUAGCUGUAGAAGAGCAUUAGAUUUAUUUAUAGUCUUUUAGUCAUGCAAGAAUCUAUUCUGCGUGUGAACGAACUUAUCACUGCGCCCC
This is a messenger RNA of Pisolithus orientalis, 920 nucleotides long. RefSeq lists its product as uncharacterized. NCBI's taxonomy places the organism in Eukaryota, Fungi, Basidiomycota, Agaricomycetes, Boletales, Pisolithaceae. The transcript is spliced from 4 exons. The coding region runs from base 85 to 852 and encodes 255 amino acids. The record is from RefSeq and is a predicted model, not a curated record.